GAGGACUACGAGCCGCAGCGCCGACAGAAACCACUUCCAACCCGGUGCAGGAGCGCAGAGUCCGACCGAGCUCUGCGGCGCCUGGCUCCAUAGACGCGUCCUGGUGCCGGUGCCGAGGAGGACGAGCCGAACCGAACCACCUUGCGCCUGUUUUAUUUCUUGGCAGAGUUUCGGAGCGACUGAUCGAGUCGGAGACGGAAGGAGGCUUCGCGCUGAGCCGCGGUCCAGCGCGGAGUCCGACCCGCUUCUCGGCUUGUUCUCCGGACCCACGAUGAGAACCGAGCUGAUCUGAGUCCGACCAACAGUCUCGCGCGCUCGUCCCUCCGCGGAUCCGGAUCCUCGCGGCCAUGGGCGGAUGGUGGGUGUUCGUCGGCGCCCUCGCAGGGCUCCUCGCCGCCCCCCGUGGGACUCACGGAGCCUGUAUCUACGAGGGAUCUCUGUACGCGGUGAACGCGUCCUGGAGCCCUCAGUCCUGCCUGGAGUGCAGCUGCCGCGGCCACGUGGCCGCCUGCGCACCGACCCGCUGCCCCGACCCCCAGUGCGACUUCCAGAGGGGCGAACGCUUGAGGAUUCCUGCCAACAAGUGCUGUCCAGAAUGCGUGUCUGCGUCCCAGGGCUCCUGCUAUUAUGAAGGGCUUGUUUAUGGACAUGACAGCCAGUGGAGUCCGUCACCAUGUUCAGUGUGUGUUUGCUCCAGAGGGAGCGUGUCCUGUAAAGACCUGCCCUGCCCCCCUCUCAGCUGUCCUGAGGAUCAGACCCCGUUUACUCCAGCUGGAGAGUGCUGCCCCAAGUGUGGCCACAGUGGAGACUCUUGCUCCUGGCAGGACGCUGUGUACACACACGGUGCCGAGUGGAAGCCCAGCCUCUGCUCCAGAUGUGUGUGCACCAACGGGGAAGCCCAGUGUUGGGUGGCAGAGUGUGCGCCAGUGGCCUGUCAGCCGCAGGAGAACCUGGUCAUCCAGCCCGGCCAGUGCUGCCCUCGCUGUGUGUCCAACCCCUGUCUGUCAGCCGGGACGCAGCACCAGCACGGCGAGCGCUGGCAGAAGAACAUCUGCACCACAUGUGUGUGUGACCGGGGUCAGUCCAGGUGCCACACUCACACCUGCCCGCCGCUCACCUGCGAGAAGGGCCAGAGCAAAGUGAAGCGGCCUGGACAGUGCUGUGACGAAUGCGCCGCUGCCAAGGGAAGCUGCCUGUACGAGGGCGCGGUGCGCUACCACGGGGACAUGUGGAACGGGACGGGCUGCGAGUUCUGCAGCUGCAGCCGCGGUCAGGUGGUCUGUCAGUGGGCCGAGUGCGGCCGCGUCCAGUGCCCACAGGGGUCUGAGCUGGUUCAUCUGCCUGGGAAGUGCUGCCCUGAGUGCUCAUCUGUCAAACCUCCCUGUUCCUUUGAGGGGAAAUUCUAUAAGGACCUGGCCCGCUGGGCUGACAGUAGCUGCAGGGAGUGUGAAUGCCGUAAUGCCCAGGUGACUUGUUAUGUGCGUUCCUGUCCCACCUGCCCGCCAGGCACCUUGGCCGUCACCCAGGAGGGUCGAUGCUGCCCCGAGUGCAGCCAAGUCCAGUGCCGCGCUGACUGCUCGUCCUGCUCGGGGGCUCCGGAGCGCUGCGACGGCUGCAGGGACCCCGCGGCCGUCCUGCACCGCGGCCGCUGCGUCGCCGCGUGUCCACCCGGCUUCUUCGCCGAGGGCCGAGUCUGUGCAGCCUGCCAGCCGUCCUGCGCCGCCUGUUCCAGCAGGUGGACGUGUGAGUCCUGUGGUUCCCAGCAGCCGCUGCUCAGCGCCGCUACCGGCCGGUGCCUGGCGGCCUGUCCUCCCGGCUUCUACCGGCACCAGAACACACACUGCCGCCGCUGCCGUGAGUCGUGCUCAGAGUGUCGCGGGCCGAGCCACCGGGACUGCGUGUCAUGUUCUGACCCGACUUUCCUGCUUAAACACGGAGAAUGUGUCUCCGACUGCGGCGCCGGCUUCUACAGUCAGGACGGCGUCUGCUACGCCUGCGACUCCUCCUGUGCCUCUUGCUUCCCUGAUAAUCCCAAGUGCAUGAGCUGCCCAGCAGGGAUUGCAUUGCAUCAUGGGAAAUGUAUUGCCCACUGCCCACCCCAGCAAUACAUGGACAAGCACAGCAGAUGCAGAGCCUGCCACAGCUCAUGUGCCUCCUGCUGGGGCCCCUCUGUGUCCCAGUGCUCCCUGUGUGCCACUGGGCUUCUGCUGCACCUGGGCCAGUGCGUGGAGGCCUGUGGUGAGGGCCUGUACUCCAUGGACAACAGCUGCCACAACUGUCACCCCUCUUGCCGUUCAUGUGUGGGUCCUUUGGCCUCAGACUGCGUCCUCUGCCUCAAACCGGAGGAGGUUCUCCUGCCGCAGUCCGGUCAGCUCCACGGCGUGUGCACGGCCGCGUGCCCGGAGCUCAGCUUCCUGGACGACGAGCAGACGUGCAGAGAGUGUCAUGGCUCCUGCCGGCUUUGCUCUGGGCCGUCUGCAGACAGCUGCACUUCCUGCCUGCCCCCGUCCUCUCUGCACCAGGGACGCUGCGUCCUUCGCUGCCCACCGGGCUUCUCUGUCCAGGACGGCCAGUGUCACGCGUGCCACCCCUCCUGCCAGACCUGUAGCGGCCCCUCCCAGGCUGACUGCACCUCCUGCCCCGUGCUGGCCUCCCUGCAGAGCGGCUACUGCACCAGCAGCUGCCCAGACGGCCGCUUCCUCCACGCCGCUACAGGAGAGUGUCUCAAGUGCACCUCCAACUGCCAGCGCUGCACAGCCGACCUGCAGACGGGCGUCGGCAGCGUUUGUCUGUGGUGUAAGGCGCCGAAGACGUGGCUGCUGGGAGAUCAGUGCGUGUCCCAGUGUCCUCAGAGCCACUACGCCUGGCACGGAGCCUGCAUCGCUUGUCAUCCCUCCUGUCAGACCUGCGGUGCAGCCGGGCCUCUCUCCUGUACCUCCUGCCCCCCCAGCAGUGUCCUGCUGUCCUCGGGGCGCUGUGCUCCCAAAUGCCCAAGAGGUCACUAUGACAACGGUCACGGGGUUUGUCAGGCAUGCGACAGCCAGUGUCUGACGUGUGAUGCGGCAGGGGUGUGUACUUCCUGCCGCGACCCGGCCAAGGUGCUGCUGUUCGGGGAAUGUCAGUACGACAGCUGCGCCCAUCAGUACUACCUCAACACCACAACACGCACCUGCAGAGAGUGUGACUGGACCUGUAACGCCUGCAGAGGCCCUCUGCGAACAGACUGCCUGCAGUGCAUGGAGGGCCACGUGCUGCAGGACGGCGUGUGCGCUCAGAGCUGCUCCCCCGGCGCCUACCGGGACGGAGACAGAUGCCUCGCCUGUGAUGACCACUGCCUGGCGUGUGACGGUCCAGGACAGUGCCAGCACUGCCGGCCCCCCCACGUCUCCCUCCUCGGCCAGUGUGUGCUCGAAUGCGGCAGGAACCACUUUCUGGAUCCCUCAUCUCAAACCUGCAAACCCUGCUCAUCGGACUGUGUGCUGUGUGACGGGGUGGGGAGCUGCCGAGCUUGUCGCAACAACACCUACCUGAUGGAGGGGUACUGCACUCCUGACUGUGGGCACGGAUACUACGCUGACCAGAAGACCAGGAGCUGCAAUGUCAACAGCCGUCCUCCUGUCCUCUAUGUCAACGGCUCCCUGCUGGUUCCUCUGGGCGGCUUCAUGCCUCUGCCUCCUAACCUGCUUCACGUUAAGGACCCAGACAGCCCAGCGGAGCGGCUCGUGUUCCAGCUGACGCAGGGCCCAAGUAAUGGUCGACUGGUCGUAUUCAAAGCCCAGGAAGCAGAAGGAGAAGCAGGAUGGGAGCUGAACAGGGGCGACACCUUCAGCUGGGAGGAUCUGAAGUCUGCCCGGGUCCGGUUUGAACAUCAGAAAGACAAAGCUCGGAGUGGUGAGUUCACGUUGAAGGCUGCCGACCCCCAGCUGUUUUCUCAGCCACAGAGCGUUCAAGUUCAAGCUGUGUCCAUGCAGCCCCCAAAGGUGGUGGCUCUGAGCGUGUUACACGUGGAGCGCCGCGGCGCCGUGGCAACCAUCAGCAGGUCGGUGCUGCAGGUCGACGACCCCGACAACGCUGCCGAUGUCCUGGUCAUGGUCCUUGAACCUCCCCGCCACGGCCGGCUGACCCGUCUCCACGGCGACCGGGCCCUGAGCCGGUUCAAGCUGGAGGAGCUGUCGCAGGAACAGGUCCAGUACAUCCACGACGGCUCGGAGGCGACGGAGGACGGGGCCGUGCUGCAGGUCAACGAUGGCCACAGCUACAGGAACGUUCUCCUCCAGGUCCACGUCAGUCAGAAGGCGGCUGACUCGCUUCACGUCCUGUCGGUGCCGGUGACCUGGGUGAAGGAGGGCGGCACGGUGCGACUGGAUAGGAAGUACCUGCAGGUCGACUACAAGGGAGCCAGCAGCGACGCCAUCGUCUACACCAUCCUGGCGUCUGACGGACAGCCCAGAUACGGCGAGGUGGUGCUGGUGCCCAUGCCGGCUGACAUGGCUCCCCCUGAAGGAUGGCGUCCCCCGUCGCCCGAUGAGCCCGGCUUUACAGUGACCACUUCCUUCACUCAGCAGGACGUCAACGACGGCGCCGUGUGGUACCGGCACUUCGGCAGCGACGCCCACAGCGACUCCUUCCAGUUCCAGGUUUCCACAGAAGCUGCUCCAGGAAUACAGAGUGAUGCGCAGACCUUCACUAUAGGAGUCCUGCCUCAGAUCCCAGGCUUCCCCCAACUGGGCCCUGACUGUGACCUGCAGGUCACGGUGCUGGAGGAUCGGGUGACAGAGAUCACGCCAUCAGCUCUGUCCUUCGUCGACUCUGAGACUCCCAGUGAGAAGCUGUUGUACACGGUCACUAAGCCUCUCCCACCAGGACAAGGUGCACUGGAGCACCGUGACAAGCCGCACUCGCCGGUCAAACUCUUCACUCAGGCCGACGUCAACAACGGGAAGAUCAUAUACAGACCUCCAGCUGCGCCCUCGCACCUCCAGGAGCUCUACCAGUACUCCUUCAUCGGUUUGCCCGAGUCGCUGAGCGUUUACUUCACAGUGUCAGAUGGUGAACACACGACUCCAGAACUGGACUUUGCUGUCGUUCUGCUGUCAAACCACCAGCAGCCACCUGUGUUUCAGGUUCUGGACCCAUUUCUGGAGGUUGGCCUGGGAGGACAGGCCACCAUAGGUGGUCAGCAGCUGGCAGUGAGCGAUGCCGACACUGCUCCUGAUGAGCUGGAGUUUGAGCUGGUGGAGGCUCCGCUCCAAGGAGAGCUCAUCAAGGUUGACGGCAGUGCACACAUCAGCAUGACCAGCGGUGACACCUUCACCUUCAGUGACAUCACCCGCCACGUUCUGCUCUACCAACACGCCGGCCUCUCCACCCACGACGACGCCAUCAAGUUCUCUGUCAGCGAUGGCAUCUCCAUGGCAACCACAGUAGUACAGAUCGUGGUGCUGGGUGCGGUGGGUGAGGGGCCGCAGCGCGACCCCGCAGCCACUCUGUCACUGGAAGUGGGCCAGAAAAGCAGCAGCGUCAUCACGCGCUCACACCUGGCGUAUACGGAUAACACAUCCCCAGAUGAGCAGAUCCGGAUCCAGUUGGUCUCGGUGCCGAUGUACGGCAUCCUGACUAGGAGCCUGUCCCAGCAGGAUCCCCAGGAGCUGAGGGAGUACUCGUCCUUCACCAUGGACGACAUCAGCCAGCGCAGACUCAGGUACAUCACCUCCUUGGAGACGGGCACCCAGCCAGUAACUGACGUCUUUCACUUUGUCGUGUACGAUGGAGACAACAAUCGCCUUGACAACCAGAUGUGCACCAUCACCAUCACGUCCACGCCGCGGCAGCCACCGGUGGUCACGGUCCGCAGCGGCGUCAAGGUCCAGGAGGGCGGACGGGUGCAGUUGUCUUCCAACCACAUCAUGGUGUCGGACCAGGACACACCCAGGAAGGACCUGCUGGUUUGGCUCAUCACUCCUCCCAAAUAUGGCUUCAUUCAAAACACUAAGAGAGGAGGCUCCGCCGGCGGCUCGCAGGUCAUCACCACUGAGGAGCCUUUCUCUGUGGAGGACCUGGUGUCCGACUACAUCUUUUACGUCCAGGACAGCAGGCGUGAAGCUCAGGCCCAACAGGACGUCUUCAGCUUCUACAUCAGCGACGGGCACAGCCAGACGGAGGCUUUCAGUGUUGAAAUCGACAUACAGCAGAGCAAAGAGGAGCGAGAGCCCGUGGUGUCGGUCAGCAGCAUCCAUGUGGAGGAAAACUCCGGAGUCGUCAUCACCAACUCGUCCCUGAGCGUCUACGAUCAGGACACGCCAGAGAACGAGCUGCUCUUCAGAAUCAUCCGAAUUCCCUCCUAUGGCAAACUCCGCCGACGGCAGUUCUACUCCGAGCCGCUGGAGAACGGCCGCGUUCUGACCCGCGGCUCCACCUUCACCUACCAGGAUGUCCUGGACCGGCUGCUGGUCUACACCCCCGAAACCAUCAGCGGCGGUGCCGACGAGAUGGGCUUCAAUCUCACCAGCGGCGCGUACACGUACACAGGCCGCCUGCAGUUCACCAUGGACGUGACCAAGAGCGAGGGGCCGCGCAUGACUGUCAACAGGGGCCUGCAGCUCCCAGCCGGAUCCUCCUCCAAGAUCACGGAGCAGAACCUGAAGGCCACAGACCUGGACUCUGACAACCUGAAGCUCAGGUACAUCCUCACCAAAGACCCUCCGUCUGGAACACUGCAGCUCAGCAGGAGCGGGCGUGUGGAGAAGCUGUCUGUCAAAGGUCCACUUCAGAGCUUCACUCAGGACGACGUCAACAGAGGCCUGCUGCAGUUCAGCCACGAGCGCGGCGAGAGGGGAGGCAGCCUGCUCUUCAAGUUCAACCUGGUGGAUCCGGAGGGCAACAAGCUGAUCGAGCAGUCCUUCUUCAUCAGCGUGCUGGAGGACCGGCUUCCUCCCUCUGUUGUGGUGAACAAAGGGCUCGUGCUGGAUGAAAACGCAGUGAAGAAGCUGACCACACUGCAGCUGUCAGCGAGCGACCAGGACAGCGAGCCGGCGGAGCUCGUGUUCCACGUCAGCAAGCAGCCGAGCCUGGGUCACCUGGAGCACGUCAGCAGCCCAGGCACCAGAAUCAGCACCUUCACUCAGGCUGACCUUGUCUCACGCGGCAUCCAGUACGUCCACACCAGCGAAGAAGAGAAGUACGCUGACCAGUUCUCCUUCACCGUGUCUGACGGGACAAAUGAGGUGGCCCAGACCUUCUACAUCACCAUCAAGCCGGUGGACGACUCGCGCCUCGCCACCCUGCUCCAGUGUCCUGGGAUGAGGGUCCAGGAGGGCGUGAGAAGGAAGACCAUCACUGAGUUUGAGCUGAAGGCCACUGAUGCAGACACAGAGGCGGAGUCCAUCGUCUUUCUCCUUCUCCGUCUGCAGCCUCCUCGUCACGGCGCCAUCGAGCGCACCAGCAACGGCCAGCACUACACGACCAGCAGCUUCACCAUGGACGACGUCUACCAGAACGCAUCAGCUUACAACCACGACGGCUCCAACUACUCGCUCAAGGACCGCUUCACCUUCACCGUGGCCGACGGCAACACCUGCUCUUUCAUGGUGGAGGACGCAGGCAAAGAGAUCGUGACGGCUGCGCCUCAGAAGUUCAAGAUCGACAUCCUGCCGGUGGAAGACGGCACCCCUCGCAUCGUCACCAACCUGGGCCUGCAGUGGCUGGAAUACAUGGACCACAAGGCCACAAACCUGAUCACCAAGAAAGAGCUGCUGACCAUGGACCCAGACACCGAUGACAGUCAGCUGAUCUACCAAGUCACCACUGAGCCGAAGCACGGCUUCCUGGAGAGCAAGCUCAAACCUGGCAACCCCGUCACCACAUUCACACAAGCCGACAUCAAUCUGGGUCUGAUUCGCUACGUGCUGCAUCACGACAACGUCCAGGAAACAAUGGACAACUUCAGGUUCCUGGUUAAAGACAGUAAACCCAACGUGGUCGGCGACAACGUCUUCCACAUCCAGUGGUCCCUCAUCAGCUUUGAGCACAAAAGUUACAACGUGAGCGAGAAGGCCGGCACGGUGGCGGUGACGGUGAAGCGGACCGGGAACCUCAACCAGUACGCCAUCGUGCUGUGCCGCACCGAACAGGCCAGCGCCUCCUCCAGCAGCAGCGUGGGGUCGCGGCCGGGCCAGCAGGACUACGUGGAGUACGCCGGGCAGGUGCAGUUUGACGAGCGGGAGGACCUGAAGGUUUGCACCAUCGUCAUCAACGACGACAAGGUGUUCGAGGGAAGCGAGAGCUUCCACGUGGAGCUGAGCAUGCCGGUGUACGCGCUGCUGGGCGGAAACACGCGCGCCGUGGUCAACAUCAACGACACGGAGGACGAACCCACGCUGCAGUUCCAUAAGAAGAUCUACCACGUCAACGAGAGCACGGGCUUCAUCCACGCGCCCGUGGAGAGGAAAGGGGACGCCAGCAGCACCGUGUCGGCUCUGUGCUACACCGUGGCCAAGUCGGCCCAGGGCAGCAGCCUCCACGGGCUGGAGUCCGGUUCCGACUACAAAAGCCGCGGCAUGACGGCCGACAACCGCGUGGUCCUGGGCCCCGGCGUCAGCAUGUCCACCUGCGACGUGAAGCUCAUCGACGACAGCGAGUACGAGCUGUCGGAGGAGUUCGAGCUGGUGCUGUCCGACGCCUCGGACAACGCGCGAACCGGCGCUGUGACGGUGGCCAAGGUCGUCAUCGACGGACCCAACGACGCGUCCACCGUUUCCCUCGGCAACGCUACCUUUACGUUCACUGAAGACGCCGGCACCAUUGAAAUUCCAGUGCUGCGCCACGGCAGCGACCUGUCCUCGCUGACGUCGGUGUGGUGCGCCACCCGGCCUUCGGAGCCGCCCUCGGCCAGCCCUGGGAUCGACUACAUCCCCAGCUCCAAGAAGGUGGAGUUCAAACCUGGGAAGACGGAGCAGACGUGCAGUUUGACCAUCAUGGACGACAUCCAGAACCCGUCCAUGGAAGGACCGGAGUCCUUCGUGGUCUUCCUCAGUUCUCCUCAGGGUGCCGUCCUCCAGGAGCCCUAUGAAGCCAGCGUGGUCAUAACUGACACCUUCCAGGACAUUCCCAGCAUGCAGUUUGAGAAGAGCAGCUACACUGUGAAGGAGCGAGACAGCGUCCUCCACGUCCCCGUCAUCCGUUCCGGGCGACUUGUCCUUAGUCGUCAGGUGCGCUGCUUCACCCGAACCAUGUCGGCCAUGGUGAUGGACGACUUCGAGGAGCGGCGGAAUGCAGAUGAGUCACGCAUCACUUUCCUCAAAGGAGAGAAGGUAUGAAACUGCUUUCUUUCCAGGUGAAGAACUGCAACGGUUCACAUCAACGACGACUCCGUGUUCGAGCCUGAGGAGGAGUUUCAGGUGCAUCUGGGGACGCCGCUGGGCGAUCAUUGGAGCGGCGCCAUGGUGGGCGUCAGCGACAUCGUCACUAUCACCAUCACUAACGACGAGGACGCUCCCACCAUCGAGUUCGAGCAGGCGUCCUAUCAGGUCAGGGAGCCUCCGGGUCCUGAUGGCAUCGAGGUGCUCAACAUCAAGGUGAUUCGCCGAGGAGAUCUGGAUCGAACGUCCAAGGUCCGCUGCAGCACACGGGACGGAUCAGCGCAGUCUGGAGUGGACUACAACCCCAGGAGCAGAGUGCUGAAGUUCACACCCGGGAUGGACCACUUCCUGUUCAAAGUGGAGAUUCUGUCCAACGAGGACAGGGAGUGGCACGAGUCCUUCUCACUGGUCCUCGGCCCUGACGACCCCGUGGAGGCCGUCCUGGGAGAGAUCACCACGGCAACCGUGACCAUUCUGGACCAGGAGGCUGCCGGCAGCCUCAUCCUCCCCGCCCCGCCUCUGGUGGUGUCUCUCGCCGACUACGACCACGUCCAGGACGUGAGCAGCACGGGCAGCAGGAAGACGCCGUCUCCAGGUUACCCGCUGGUGUGCGUCACGCCCUGCGACCCCCACUACCCGAGGUUCGCUGUGAUGAGGGAGCGCUGCGACGAGGCCGGAAUCAACCAGACGCAGGUUCACUUCUCCUGGGAAGUGGCAGCUCCCACCGACACCAACGGCGCCAGAUCGCCCUUCGAGACGGUGACGGACACGACCCCGUUCACCGGCGUCAACCACAAGGUCCUCGACAGUAUUUAUUUCAGCCGCCGGUUCCAUGUUCGCUGCGUGGCUCAGGCCAGAGAUAAAGCGGGUCACCUCGGGACGCCGCUGAGGAGCAACAUCGCCACCAUCGGCACAGAGGGCUCCAUCUGCCACACGCCUGUUACCACGGGAACCGCCAGAGGCUUCCAGGCUCAGUCCUUCAUCGCCACGCUCAAAUACCUGGACGUGAAGCACAAGGAGCAUCCCAACAGGAUCCACAUCUCGGUGCAGAUCCCCCAUCAGGACGGCAUGCUGCCUCUGGUGUCCACCAUGCCCCUGCACAACCUGCACUUCCUGCUGUCAGAGUCCGUCUAUCGACAGCAGCACGUCUGCUCCAACCUGGUCACCCUCAAAGACCUGCAGGGACUUUUCUAAUGUGAACGCUCCCCAGAGUCCGGCUUCCUGGACGACGUCUCCUAUGACAGCAUCUCUCUGGGUCCGGGCUAUGACCGGCCUUACCAGUUCAACCCCGGCGUCCGGGAGGCCAAGAGCAUCCAGCUCUACAAGCACCUCAACCUCAAGAGCUGCAUCUGGACCUUCGACGCCUACUACGACAUGACGGAGCUCAUCGAUGUCUGCGGGGGCUCCGUCACCGCCGACUUCCAGGUCCGGGACUCGGCUCAGUCCUUCCUGACGGUGCAGGUUCCUCUCUACGUGUCCUACAUCUAUGUGACGGCUCCGAGGGGCUGGGCGUCUCUGGAGCAUCACACGGAGAUGGAGUUCUCCUUCUUCUACGACACCGUGCUCUGGAGGACAGGCAUCCAGACCGACAGCGUGCUCUCAGCCAGACUGCAGAUCAUCAGGAUCUACAUCAGAGAGGACGGACGACUGGUCAUCGAGUUCAAAACCCACGCCAAGUUCAGAGGUCAGUUUGUCCUUGAACAUCACACUCUGCCGGGACACAAGUCCCACCUGAUGGCUCCCGACCACCUGGGAGGCAUCGAGUUUGACAUUCAGCUGCUGUGGAGCGCUCAGACGUUCGACUCGCCGUUUCAUCAGCUGUGGAGGGCGACGAGCUCCUACAGCAGGAAGGACUACUCUGGAGAGUAACACCGUGCUCCUAAUCCCUGCACCGUUCAGCCCACGCAGCCCUGGAUGGACCCGGGGACCAAACCGCUGUCCUGCACGGCUCACGCUCAGAGAAGUGCGUUCCUGGUGCCGAAUCGCCUUCCAGCAGACCAACCGCCCGUUCCUGUGGUCUACUCCCUCAACACGGAGUUCCAGCUGUGUAACAACGAGAAGGUGUUCAUGUUGGACCCGGCCGCCGCGGACGUCGCCAUGGCUGAGAUGGACUACAAGGGCGCGUUCUCCAUGGUCAGACGCUGUACGGGAGGGUGCCUGUGGAGCCCGGAGCAGAACCUGAACGCAGCCUACAAGCUGCAGCUGGAGAAGGUGUACCUCUGCACCGGCCGGGACGGAUACGUUCCCUUCUUUGACCCCACGGGGACGUUGUACAACGAGGGGCCGCAGUACGGCUGCAUCCAGCCCAACAAGCACCUCAAGCACCGCUUCCUGCUAUCUGGUACAGGCGUUUCUUUGCUCGAUCGCAAGCAGCCCGACGUUUGCGACAGGUUUUUCCACGACGUUCCCUUCGAGGCCCACUUUGCCUCAGACAUCCCGGAGCUGACGUCCAUGACGGCGAUGCCAGGCGUCGACGGCUUCACCAUGAAGGUGGACGCCCUCUACAAGGUGUGGAGGGCGGGGCACCAGUGGUACCUGCAGGUGAUUUAUGUGAUCAGCCCAGAGUCCCGGUCCAGCCCCCGGAUUCAGCGCUCGCUCACCCAUCAGCUGAGCCGCCCCAGACGGGACCUGGUGGACCGGAGCGGACGGCUGGCGCUGGACGAGUCGCUGAUCUACGACAACGAGGGCGACCAGGUGAAGAACGGCACCAACAUGAAGUCUCUGCACCUGGAGGCCGGGCCGUCCGGCACCUUCAACGCUCACGUGGGCAGCUGUGGCGGGGGCGUCGCCGCCGUCACCCUGCUGGUCCUGGUUCUGCUCGCCUCCUGCUUCCUGUUCCGCCGCUGCCGCCGAUCGGCCGAGAAGAAGCGCAACAAGGCUCAGACGGUGUACGAGGAGUAUCCGCUCAACACGAAGGUGGAAGUGUGCAUGGACAAGUGUGUGGAGAAGAACUUCAGCAGCAAACACUGCACGGUCCGAAACAUCAACAUCAACCGCAACCAGGAGGCAAACGACAAGACAAAGGUCAAACAGGUCAACCUGGAGGUGAAAGUCCACAACAACCUCAGCGACGGCACCGAGGUCUGAACCGGGCCGAGACUGGAGGAGGAGAGCAGUUCGCUAGAAAAAGGGUAUUUUGUACGUAAAGAGCCAAACGUUAGUCCAUGUAUUUUUAUACCACUUUGAUAAAGGGAAGAGUGACGCGCAGACAAGGCGACGUGUUAAUCACUUCAUGACGGCUACCUCAGGAAUCUACAACGCGCUCAUCGCACGGUCCGCCUCCUUCAGCCGUGCGUCCUCUAGUGACUGGUAGCUCAGACACUGGGAGAACUGGGACGGAGUGGCUUCAGGCUGUGGACCAGUGUCCAACGCCUGCGUUCCUGCUGCAGCUGCUUCUGGCUGAGUCGAACGUUAAGCACAAACUCCUGAGGCUGAAUCAGUGCAGUUACAAUAAUGAAUGAAAUCUAUUAAGUGCAAUUACGCCAUUGCUUUGUUCAUAGCUUCCUCAUCAGCAGGAGCCGUCUGCAGACAUUUGUAGUGUCACACUGAACAGACGAUCCUGCUGCUCACUUUGUCCCGGACCGCUGCCAAUAUUAAGUGCCAUGCAGUAUUUCUCCUCAUGCAUUUCAGAUGGAAUCGUCCGAAGCGUCGCAUCUUCUCCUCGUUUAGGACGAGGGGGCGUUUCUAUGUGAUUGUAACACACUGCACAUGACAGAGCUUGGGCCUUACUGCUGUUAACCACUGCUGUAUGUGUGUCUGCCUGCCUUCAUUCCCACAAAGACACCAAGAAGCAUCACACUCACCUUCUUUUUCUCUUUAAGUAUUAUGUUAUUAUGUGUAUUACUGUAUGUUACACUCAGCUACUGAUGUACCCACAUGUUUGUGAUCUCACAUUCUCACUCAACUGUGCCUCAGACACGAACAGGGAAACCUGGGAAAUGACAUUAUAUUUUUGGUGCUAUCACUUUAUGAUCAGUCGAUUUAAUGCCUGUAUUUGGUGCCUUUUUUAGUAAUAAAAACUAUGGAACCUA
This is a messenger RNA of Betta splendens (Siamese fighting fish), 13387 nucleotides long. It is a transcript of the gene fras1, whose product is annotated as Fraser extracellular matrix complex subunit 1. Gene Ontology annotation, biological process: cell communication. The record is from RefSeq and is a predicted model, not a curated record. Lineage: Eukaryota; Metazoa; Chordata; Actinopteri; Anabantiformes; Osphronemidae. Gene Ontology annotation, cellular component: membrane. Gene Ontology annotation, molecular function: protein binding.